This is a messenger RNA of Scomber japonicus (chub mackerel), 742 nucleotides long. RefSeq lists its product as uncharacterized. The transcript has 8 exons. Bases 33 to 719 code for a protein of 228 amino acids. The record is from RefSeq and is a predicted model, not a curated record. Lineage: Eukaryota; Metazoa; Chordata; Actinopteri; Scombriformes; Scombridae.
UGGUCAAAGCAAACAGAGCAGACAGGUAGAGGAUGUUGUGUGUGUUGGUUCCUCUCGUACUAUUUGCCCUGACUGAGACGUCCACCUCACAGUCAGAUUUAGGCAUUGUCCCCGAGUACAGGUUGUCUGAUGUUGUGUGGGGCCCCAGCAACGAAGUGGCGAAUGCGAUUGUCGAUUCAUCUUUAUUCAUCAAGGAACUGCAGUCUCGUAACCUGACGGAGAGCAGCUACAACAGAUUCAUCGAGCAUGACGUGCGUUAUCGACGUGGAAUCAGCCACAUACUGGAGGCCCGGAUUAAUAAUCUCCAGGAAGCAGAUGACGUGAGGUCACUACUGCAGGACACACUUAAACACUACAAAAGCAGAAACCAGACCUCCCUUGCCUCACUUACCCCACCAUGGCUCAACUACACACUCAGGUGUUUUGAAUCUGUGGUUAAGGAGGAGCCAGUCUAUUGGCUGGUGGCUCUGUCAGCUCGGGCCUCUCUCCUUAACCUGCUGGUGGAGGGCAGGUGCCGUACAGAUCAGGUCCAACAGUCCAGCACCUUCUACAAGCAGUGGUGUGACGACAAUAUGGUGGAGUCCCAAUGGAUACAAAGGUACAAUACAACUUUAGUGGAACACAUGGCUCAGAUAAAUCCCUUUACAGCCAUCAACAUCUUCAGAGAGCAGAUGAUGAACCAGAAAAGCUUCUACAAGGCUUUAGACUCUGAUAAAUGAUGACAAGGUAAAGCACUUUUCUC